GGCCAAAAUCCACCCAGACUAUUUGCUGGCGGCUUUUUUCAACCCGAACUUUGAUUCCCUGCAUAAAUCAACCCCGACUACAUAUAAAUUCAAAUUCCAAACCCAGACUAUAUAAUUUUUUGCCGAUUUCAACAUCUGCUUUGACGGCGUGAUGAAACCGUUAAACUGUGCCGAGUCAGCGACUACGUGGCAUCACUCGUGGCCUCUGGGCUUGAUAAAGCGACGUCGUUUAACAUUUGGUUUGGUGUUUCAAUAACAAAACGACGCCGUUUUAAAAUUGGGGGAAAAAAUUAAAAUUGGUUCUUAGAAACAUUAGUGAAACGGAGAGAGUGUGAGUGAGUUUGAAGAGAAACAUCUCAAUUCAAAACGAAACUGUGUCUAAUAAUCGAAGAAGCGAAUUCUUGUUUGACGAAAACGACUUCCAAGCUACAAUUUUGGGUCUUUGAGAAGAGAGGAUGAGUACUAUGGAUGUGGCAACAUUCAGUGUGUACUACGGUGGGAAUUGGGUGACUAGUGAAGAUGAGGAGGAUGCUUAUAUCGGUGGAGAGGUGAAGAUAGUAGAGUGUAAACCGGAGGAAUUUUAUACAAAAUUAGGGUCUGAACUGGGUGAAGCAUUUUAUGGGAAGAAAGUGUCCUAUAAUUACCCUUAUGAAGACAGCAAGGAGCGAAAGCUAUUGUGUGAGAGGGAUUCUAGUUUGAAGAAGAUGUGUGAUGGGGCUCGAUGGGUGAAGUUUGUUAAUGUUUAUCUAGUUGAUUCUGAAGGAGAUGAGGAGAUUGGUGCUGAACCUUGUGAGGAAGAGCUGAGAGUAGAAAGAAAUGUGGCUAACUUUAUUGAUGAGGAUGAUGAUGAACAGUUUGAUUAUCAUAAUACUCCUCCAAAUUCUGACGAUGAAGGUAGAGAGGAAGAUGAAGUAAAGUAUGUGAGAUGUAAAAGAGGAAGUGGUGUAUUUAAGAUGAACCAAGUGUUUGACAGCUUAGAUGAGUUCAAAGAAGCUUUAGUUGAUUAUGCAUUAAAGGGAGGAUGGAACAUCAAGCAAAACAGAUGGGGGAAAGACAAGUGUGAAGCUAUUUGUGGAGUAGAAGACAGUGAAACUCCUUGUAAGUGGAGGAUAUAUUGCGCAUUUGAGGAGCCAGUUGGGAAGUUCAUGGUGAAGACAUUUGAACAUGAACACUCUUGCACAAAGGAUGGAUAUUGCAAGAUAUUGAAGUCAAGAGUGAUUGCAAAGUUGUUUCUAGAUGACAUAAGGUCUGAUCCUGACUUUAAACCGAGGACAAUUGAAGAGAAUAUUCUGAAAAACUGGAAUCUCGUUGCCACAAUAGACAAGUGUCGAAAAGGGAAGAAGAUAGCAUUGGAAAUCAUUCAAAAAGAGCAUGAAGAGCAGUUUUAUAGGCUUAGAGACUACAAAGCUGAGCUGCUACGGUAAGUAUCUCUUGUCUUCUAGUUUAAUCAUUCAAUGUUAGUUUUUUUUCACUAAACUGUUUUUAUUUUCUUUGCUAGUUCUAACCCUGAAUCCACCGUGGAGUUAAACACAGUUUUAGACGAUGAUGGAUCUGAAAUCUUCCAUAGAUUUUAUGUGUGUUUUGCAAAUCUCAGAAAACAAUGGUGUACAUGGUGUCGUCCCAUCUUUGGACUUGAUGGCUGUUUCCUCAAAAGCACUCUUAAAGGACAGUUACUAGCAGCAGUUGGUAGAGAUGCAAACAAUGGAAUGUAUCCCUUU
Arabidopsis lyrata subsp. lyrata is the source of this 1718-nucleotide messenger RNA. RefSeq lists its product as uncharacterized. The transcript is spliced from 2 exons. NCBI's taxonomy places the organism in Eukaryota, Viridiplantae, Streptophyta, Magnoliopsida, Brassicales, Brassicaceae. The record is from RefSeq and is a predicted model, not a curated record. Bases 456 to 1424 code for a protein of 322 amino acids.